AUGGAUUUUAAAGAUAGAUUCAAAGGCAGAACAGGAUUCCUUGACAAAUCAGGGGUUAAUGGAGUAAUUGCUAUCACUUAAAACCCAGUUAAGUAAUCUUAAAAAGAGUCCAGCCCCCUUGUUGGAUCAAUUAGUAGGAAAGUACCAGAUAUCCUAGUUGACUCUAGGUCUAUGCUACAACCCUAUGAGGACCAAAAUAAUUCAAAUAUGAGUGAAUAUGGAUUAAAAAUUACACGUAAUAACCAAGCAAUGCAAAAGGUUCAAAGUUCUUUAAGCUUAGUUACUAUUAAAAGAUCCGAUAUCAUGGUAGGGUCAAAUUUAGAUCAUGAAAGCCUGAAAUUCCAACCUAAUUCUAACUAAGGAUUAGGCUAAGGAAGUUUUGAUAAUAAAAAUAGGUUUACAGAUAAAAAGUAUAGUAUUUCUAUACAAAAUAUUGCAAGCAGAAACGCUGAAAUUCGAAAAUCUAAUUACUUAUAAAAAAUUGCAUAGAAUGGAAGGACCUAGACUGCUACUAGAAAUAAUGUGCAAUUGCAAAUUCAGAAUACAAGUAACACAAAUACAAGCAAAAAUAAUUAGGAAACUAAUAAUACUUAUAAUGACUAAUAAGUAUCACUUAAUAUGAAUUAGAUGCCAAGUAUUUAAUCAAGAUUUAAGGAAUCAAUCUUGUAGAAAUCUAGAAGGUAUCUUUAAAAGGUAGGUCAUUCUAUGAUAGAAUAAGAUUCAAAGUCAAUUGUUAAUUCAAAUUCUUUAUCCCCUAUCAACGGUAGAGAAAAUAGUGAAUUAAAUAAAAGUAUCGCGAAUCCUCCAUUAAAUAACCUUAUGGUCAGAAAUUAUAACGGAGGCUAUGAGAAAUCAAGCUUGAAUACCGAUAUGAUCAUGCAUGAUUAAGUUUCAUAGAAUUCAUAGUCUCACAAGAAUUUUCAUCAUAUUCAAAAUGGACUCAUAUUGACACAUAGAAAAUACAAUAACGACAACAGACGUUACUCAAAAAUGAUUGAGUAGAGCAUGCCUUCACACGAGCAAUUAAAUAUAAGUAUCAAGCCAGUAGAAUUAACUCCUUAGCUAAGUUCUGGUAAACUGAAUAAAAUCAAUCUGAGAAACAGAGUGGGAGCAGGAAUAAUUCCAGAUUAAAAAUCAGAAAUACAGAAUGUACCUUUGGAGUAAUACAAAACCCCACCUGAAAAGAUUUAUACUGAUCCAACUAACAAAUAAAAUGGUGUGUCAUUCUCAAAAUCCAUUUAAUAAAUAGAGACUCCUUCCUUUGAGAAAAAAGAAAUGCCCUAAAAGCAGCAUCAUUAGAGAUUCAAAUAGCAUUUAUAGAGAUUAAUUAGUAUGAAAGAAGAUAUAGAUAGCAUUUCUCUAAAAAAUAGAUUGCUAAAUUCAAGCAACUCUAUGAUAAUAAAUCAGAAAAAGGAAGUAGAGAGCAAUGCAAGCAGUGAUAUGAAUAGUAACAAACUAAAUAAAUCAGAAAUAAAUGUGAGGCAUGAGAACAGUGUUGGAGCGAAUAAUAGUUUGAAUAGCAACUCUAUAUAACUACCAAAGAUUAAUGUCAAUAAGUCUUUUCAUUAGAAUUUCAUCGAUAAAAAACAGUAGUAAGUUUUGAUAUAAUCCAUAGUAAAAGCCAGGAUUAACUAGGAGAGGCCGAAGUAUACUUCCAAUUAGAAAUAGCUAGAAUGA
Stylonychia lemnae is the source of this 1677-nucleotide messenger RNA. Lineage: Eukaryota; Ciliophora; Spirotrichea; Sporadotrichida; Oxytrichidae. The record is from the annotation of a GenBank genome assembly.